This is a messenger RNA of Seminavis robusta, 1614 nucleotides long. The record is from the annotation of a GenBank genome assembly. Lineage: Eukaryota; Bacillariophyta; Bacillariophyceae; Naviculales; Naviculaceae.
AUGUCGCUAUCUCGUCAGCGCUUUGUCCCUCUCUUUUUGUUUAUGUUGGUGAUGUCCCUUGUCCUCUUUCAAGAGGAGGAGAAGUUCAGCCAGGUAUUCCAGCUGAAACAACCGUCCUCUGUUCGUCACUUGGCCAACAACACUACUGUUAUAGAAGAGGCUUUUCGGACAAACGGCUCCAGGAGCAAGCGAGAUAAAGACAAGGUGAUUGUCAAGCAAAAUGCAAGUGGCGACAGCGAUCAUCCAGAAGAGGCCCAGUCCACGUCUUCCCCGAACCAAAAGGCCGACCCUGGCAAAACCAAGAGUACCGGUUCUCUCAGGAAUACUGUCGUCUCACCUGACCCCCCAAGCGAAGAUGCAACGAAAAAGGCGGCUGCUGAUGCCCCCGCAGAGUCGAACAAAGCAGAUUCUUCUUCUUCUUCUUCUUUACCAUCCAAAGAGGAACGAAUUGCCGCCUUUUAUAAGCAUCACUAUGAGCAGGUGAGAGGCAUGGCAAAGAAGAAUUCCCUUAUGCGAUGGCAUGAUGCAGGUGCUUUCAAAUCAUGGGCUAAUGAAUUCAAGUAUGUGCCCAUAAAAGACGAGAAUACCAAUCUGGAAGAUGCCAAUCUGCAGGAUCACAGCUUUCUCUACAGCUUUGAGCAGUCUCUCUGUACCGUUGCCAAAGUCGUUACCAGGUACCGCCAAAACAACCCAAAUGCCUCCUGGCCCCAUGUUGGCUUGGUCCGCUUUAAUGCCGAUUUUGGAGCCCUUUCCUCCAGGAUUCCCAAAUACACUGGAAAGUUUCGUUCGGGACCUCACACAUGGAAGGGCGAGGGGUGCUCCAUGGAAUUUGUUCUCGACUAUGUCAACCACCCCGAUACCCUCGCUAUUAUCACAACGCAGUUUCAAGUCAUGCGGCAUGAGAAAAUAAAAUCCAUCCCUCUGGGAAUCCCGCGGUUUGCAAGUGGCCAUAUGGCCAAGUUCCUCAAGGAAUACGACCUGUCCAAGGCAAACCGGUCCGACUUGAUCAUGGUGAAUGUAAAGCCUUGGGGGCAACGAAUUGAGCCCAUGAAACAGCUCUUGGCAAAUUUCAAUGCCUCGGAUGCUACCAUUGAAGCCAGUAUUUCCGGCAAGAAAAUCGAGGGGUUAUCUGUCCACAAUGUAACGGAAAUGACCAAACCUCGUCCUGACAAUCCACUGUUCCUCCAAAACACCUACUAUCUCUUCCAGAGUAUCAAAGGAGAGAAGUCCAUGAACAUGAACUAUGAACAGAUGAUUCGUUCCAAAUUCGUCUGGGCUCCAUCUGGACUUGGAUUAGAUUGCUAUCGCAUAUGGGAAUCCUUCUAUUUGGGCACGAUUCCGGUGAUUGCUCAUUUGGGUUUUAUGGAAACAGACGGGUGGAUGAACGAGACACUGCGGGAUCUGCCUGUGGCAUGGGUGGAGCAUCACGACCAAGUUACGCCCGAGUUUCUGGAAAAUGCGUACGAAAAGAUUAUUUUGGAACCGCCACCAGGAGGAUAUCGUUAUGAAAAGCUGACAAAAGACUAUUGGAUUGACCUGGCGCAUUCCUACCUUCCGCCCAAUAGUGCAGGCCGAAGGCAAAGAGAUGAAAAGUUGGCAAAAAUGAAGAGAUAG